Messenger RNA from Rhincodon typus (whale shark), 725 nucleotides. RefSeq names its product carcinoembryonic antigen-related cell adhesion molecule 5-like. The record is from RefSeq and is a predicted model, not a curated record. Bases 28 to 585 code for a protein of 185 amino acids. The transcript has 4 exons. Lineage: Eukaryota; Metazoa; Chordata; Chondrichthyes; Orectolobiformes; Rhincodontidae.
CCCAGAUGCUGGAGCUGUCCUCUCAAGAUGGUGAGACAGCCACUAAUUGUGGUAGUGGCCUGCUUAUUGAUCACUCAAGAGUCGCAUGUUUCUCCACUUGAGUUACAAGACAGUCUGAUACCUGUGACUGACAGGGCCAACACUUCUGUUUCAAUGGACCCGGUGACUAUGGUGAGCAGUGGGGAUGGAGAAUUUGAUCCAGUUUAUAAUGUCACUGUAUCGGCCAACAAUUCGAAACCAGUGGAAACCAUUGACACCGUUUUACUAACUUGUCAUGCCUCGGGCUUUGUGCAGUCACAAAAAUGGCUGAAAAAUAACCGAAAUAUCAAGUAUAGUUCCAGAACGCUACUUUCUUCAGACAAUGUCACCCUGACUAUAGUCAACGUGAGCAGAAAUGAUUCAGGAAUAUAUCAAUGCCGAGCCAGCAAAAGUUUUAGUAGCGAUUCCGGGCAUAGCAUCCUGCAAAUUAAUUAUGGACCAGAGACUGUCUUUAUCGCACCCCGAGGGCCAAUUCAAGUUGAAGUGGGAAAAAUGCUUACCUUACAUUGUUCUGCUGUAUCAGUCCCGCCUGCUGCAUAUCAAUGAUACAAUGGUAGUCGACUUCUAAACACAGGACAAACUUAUAACAUUGACUCAUUGAGUUUGAAUAACAGUGGGAAUUAUACUUGUCAGGCUAAAAACAUCAUUAACAUGGAAAGCCAAAACAUUACUGUACAAGUGAUUGU